Mesorhabditis belari is the source of this 960-nucleotide messenger RNA. The record is from the annotation of a GenBank genome assembly. NCBI's taxonomy places the organism in Eukaryota, Metazoa, Nematoda, Chromadorea, Rhabditida, Rhabditidae.
AUGACGAUCGGCUACCCGACAAUUAAACUCUCAAAUGGAGUCGAAAUGCCGAUUUUGGGAUUGGGCACAUGGCAGUCAUCACCUGAAGAGGUGAAAAACGCAGCGAAAGAGGCGAUCAAAGCCGGGUAUCGACUCAUCGACACAGCGAUGAUUUACGGAAAUGAGACACAGAUUGGAGAAGCGCUCAAGGAAUGCAUUGCUGAGGGAAUUGUGAAAAGAGAGGACAUGUUCAUCACCACAAAAAAUUGGGUCACCCAUCUUCAUCCCGAGGAUAUCGAGGGUUCAUUGAGGGAAUCGCUGAAAAGACUUCAACUCGACUUUGUCGAUCUUUAUCUAUCGCAUGCGCCAACUGCAAGGAAGAAAGACCUUUCCGGUCAGGAUCACACGCUGAAAGUCGAGGAGAACUGGAAGGGAAUGGAAGCCGUUUACAGGGCGGGACUGACUCGAGCGAUCGGCGUCUCCAACUACAGCACCUCGCAAAUCGAACGUGUUAUGAAAAUUGCCGAAGUGCCGAUUCACAAUCAACAGAUCGAACUCCAUCUUUAUUGGCCUCAAAUUGAGCAACACGAGACGUGCAAGAAGCAUAAUAUCUCACUCACAUCCUUUUCAACUCUAGGAUCACCGGGCAGAAAAACCUGGGUUCGCCCCGAUGGAUCUGUUUCCAACUACGAUGAUAAUGUCCCCGCCGACAUGGAUGAUCCAUUCGUGCAAGAACUCGCCAAGAAAUACAACAAAUCGCCAGCUCAUAUUCUUCUCCGUUGGGCAAUCGAGCGAAACAUUGCUGUUAUUCCAAAAUCCGUCACUCUCUCACGAAUUCGUGACAAUUUCAAUGUCUUUGACUUCAAAUUAACAGAUGAUGAGAUGAAAAAGUUGAACAAUCCCCUUCACAAACAUCGCCUUUUCAUGAAUGAACCAAUGACCGGUCAUCCAGAGGAUUCACUCGUUGAGGAAAGAAAGAAA